AAUCAGCUGGAAAUCCAGAGACCCAGCAGACGAACACAACUGAGUGUGGAUGUGUCAUGACUAACCACCGCGGAUAGUAUUUCAUCAGCUGACCUCCGGAAUCGUCGACACUCGACUGGAAUAUUCGUGAACGUUCAUUCAAUUUAGCACUGUCACUGGAAAGUCCUUCAGCUUCAAUUUCGUCAUGAGUGAAGAACAGAGCAUGAGUGUCAAGGCUUUCCUUGAUGGGGGAAAGGACCGCCAAGAAGUUAGAAGAUUUGGCUUGCCAGAAACUCUGGCUACUAACUUUGCUGCAUUAAGGGAGAAAAUCUGCACAGUCUUCAACCUGAGUCCUCAAGAUAUUAUAAUAUCAUGGAAAGAUUGUGAAGGUGAUUCAAUUGUAAUUUCUUCAGAUGAGGAACUUGUCGAGGCAAUUGCCGAUUCUUUGAGCAAACAGAAAAUGCAAGUUUUCCGGGUUAAUGUUACCCUUCGACAGAAUGAUAGGGGACAAGAAAAUCAGCAAGGACAGCCCCAAGGAAAUCAACAGGGUGAUAACCAUGAAGGGGUUGUAUGUGAUGUCUGUGAUGGCCCAGUUGUUGGAUUCCGCUACAACUGUGUAACAUGUCAAGACUUUGAUUUGUGUGGUGCUUGUGAAACAAAAGGCUUGCACAGAGAGCACAAAAUGAUCCGCAUGCCAAAACCACUUGCUAGAGGAGAACCAAGAUUUUGGUGGAAAGAACAUUCAGGACCUGGCGGUCAGUAUACAUCACACUUCCGAAUGCACUCUGGUGCCGGUGGUGGUGGUGACAGCAAUGCAUAUUCUUUUUCAUCUUCUACAUCUGGGCCUGGUGCUGAUGCUGGUGGCUGGUGCGGCUGGGGUCCCUGGAUGGGACGUGGGGGCAACCGCUCGUGCAACAGGAAUGGUGGUCGUGGAUGGAGAGGAUGGUGGGGAAAGAACUGGGGAGGAGCCAGAGCAGAUGCCGGAUGUUGGCAAGGUCAGGGACAAACAUUAGGUGGGUUCUCCAGUCAGCAGCAGCAGCAGCAGGGGCAACAACAGCAGGGGCAACAACAGCAGGAGCAACAACAACAGCAGCAGCAGGAUAAAUCACAGGAAAAAGAACAAGAGAGAACUACCAGUGAUAAUGAAAGGGAGUGCCCUUGGACAAGUACCAAUGGUGGACCAUGCCCUUUUGCAGGGGGACACCCUAUACCAAGUCCAGAAAGGGUAGCAGAGGAAGUCCAGUUUGCAGCCCAAGAAGCACAAAAAAUGGCUCACCAUGUAGCCCACCACUUUGCAUCCCAAAUGGCAACAGAUCAAGUAGCUAAUGUAAUGCGUGGAAUAUGGACAGCCUGGUCUGGCCAGCAGCCCCCUGGUGUUGGACCAGCACCUGGGCAGACUUCUCAUUCUUCUUCUUCAUCAUCGUCAUCGUCAUCAUCAUCAUCUGCUUCAAAUGCUGGCGGCAACAAUCAAGAGGAUGGCAAAUCAAAGAAUUCUAGCAGUGGCCCCAGCCAAAGCUCACAUGAGCAGUUUCUGAAAAAUAUUGGAGAAAGUGUUGCAAGUAUGCUUGAACCUAUGGGCAUUGAUGUCGAUGUGUCAGUUGAGCAUAAUGGAAUUCGUCAGCGUUGCAGUCUCAGUGAAGACGACUUACAGGCCCGUCAGAGUCCUACCUCAAAGACCCCUGAUGGUCCCAAGACUCCUGAUGCUACUGAACCUCCUACUGUGUCACCUGAUCCACAACCCACAGCCUCUUCCAGCUCAAAUAUGGAAGUACAAACAGAUAUUCCAGAACAAAAUCCAACUGAAAUGGAAGUUAGCAGCCCUCCUGAGGCAGAGGCACAAAUGGAGAGUGAUGUCGAAGAUUGGACAUUGGUCAAUAGAGAUUCACAAAGUCCAGACAAGCUUAAAACACCCCCAACUCAGCGUCAUGUGGAGUAUCCUGAUUUGCGACAUGUAGAGACUCACCCAAAUCCAGCAGUUCAGCAAGCAUUGGAACAGAUGCAGUCAAUGGGAUACAGCAAUGAGGGAGGGUGGCUAACCAAUCUUCUGGAAAUGAAACAGGGUGAUAUUAAUCAGGUGCUUGAUCUCUUGCAGCCAACGCAUAAAUAAUCUAGUGUGUGUCAUUCUGUUGGGACCAGCACGUGAAAGUAGUCAUUAUUGAUAUCACAUUUGAGGAGUGUAUGAAUUCGUAGAACUCUAAUAUUAGAGUAUUUCUUUAGGUGAAAGUUGCUUAUUAAGUUUGUGAGUGUGUGACAGUGGUACAGUAUAGCUAAUUACCAAAUUUAUAGUUUUAGUAUUUGCCUCAUCUGGUACUGGUAUACUUCACUUGUGAUAGAUGUUAAUCACCUUCAGACAGAAAAAGAGAAAUUAUUAACUUGUGUAUUAGUCAUUCUGUAUUAUCCCAAUUUUAUUUCUUUUCAGUAUACUAUAGGCUUUUCUCUCUGUAAGGAAAUAUAAGAAAUACUGAACCUAUAUAAAAGCUUAACUAGAGGUUCAAGCUUUGUUUUUUUACGUAAUAUGUAUUGAAAUAUUUAUCAAAGACUGUAUACAAGUGUUGAGUGUUGGGGAUAUUUUACUUUCCCAAAUACAAUAUAGUAUGUAGAUGGAUUAACCAAAUACAGUAUAGUAUGUAGAUGGACUGAAUAUUUUGACUAGCAGAGGGGAUUGCAUUAUGAAAGUACAGCUAAUCAUAGUGUUUUGUCAAGUGACUGGGAUGUGAACACUGUUUAUAUUUUUUGGAGAAGGGUUUGUGGUUGGAUGAAUGUGUGUCAUUUCGUAAGUGGAACUGAUGUAAUGUGUAUCCAGUAUGUGAAUUAAUAAUAGUAUAUAUAUCUAUAUAUUCAUUUAA
This is a messenger RNA of Macrobrachium nipponense, 2825 nucleotides long. RefSeq names its product sequestosome-1-like (gene ref(2)P). Bases 185 to 2086 code for a protein of 633 amino acids. Gene Ontology annotation, molecular function: K63-linked polyubiquitin modification-dependent protein binding; zinc ion binding; protein kinase C binding. The record is from RefSeq and is a predicted model, not a curated record. Gene Ontology annotation, biological process: mitophagy; aggrephagy; endosome organization. The transcript has 7 exons. NCBI's taxonomy places the organism in Eukaryota, Metazoa, Arthropoda, Malacostraca, Decapoda, Palaemonidae. Gene Ontology annotation, cellular component: amphisome; aggresome.